CCCGAGGCCAGCCUACACAAACGCUGCACACGCCCCUGCUGCUGCAUGGACCGCUUGCUGCAUCCCCCACGCGUGGAGGCAAGAAUGACGCCGGCGCUUCCUCGCAUCACGACAGCCUGAACAUCGGGACGAAUUUGCUCAAUCGCUAUUCAUAAAAGGCAGAGUAAUGGCUUCUCCCAUGGCGCAUUCACGGACACAGCUGCUGAUGGCCGCUUUUGCAUUCAGUGCAUUAUGGAGCUCUGUGCUUUCCAUCACCCGCUACUCUAUUCCGGAGGAGAUGGAAGCGGGCUCCUUUGUUGCCAACCUUGCCACAGAUUUGGGUCUAGAUGUCCGAAGCAUGGUGGAACGGAAAGCAAAGCUGGACGUCAUUCACAGCAGAAAUUACCUUGACAUCAACAAAGACACCGGAGAGCUCAUCAUCCGUGAGAAGAUCGACCGGGAGAGCAUCUGCAUGACUAAAACAGCCUCAUGCUUUCUGAAAAUGGAUGUCAUAUUAGAAAACCCGAUUCGUAUUUUUAACAUCGAACUGGAGAUCAUGGACAUUAAUGACAACGCGCCCGUGUUCCGGAGGAAGACCAUUUAUUUGGAUGUUUCCGAGGCAACCCCUCCCGGUGAGAGAUUCUCGUUAACAAAUGCUGUAGAUGCAGAUGUUGGUGCUAAUUCAAUCAAGACUUACUACCUAAGUGAGAGCAAAUACUUUAACAUUGACAUUCAAACUGGCAGCGAUGGCUCCAAAUAUGUCGAUUUGGUUCUUAAUGGCAAUUUGGACCGGGAGACGGACACGGUGCAUAAUCUGAUUUUAACCGCUGUGGAUGGCGGGGUUCCUCCUCGAUCCGGCACAGCCAGCAUUAUUAUCAAUGUCCUCGAUAUCAAUGACAACGCCCCCCUGUUCAUUCAGCCGGUAUUUGAAGUCAACGUUCCAGAGAAUUCCGGCGCAGGAACUGUGGUCAUGACCUUAAAUGCAACAGAUUUGGAUGAAGGCACAAACGCACGGUUGUUAUAUUCUUAUACUCUCUACACAUCCGAGAAGACGCAGGAGCUCUUCUCGCUGGACCGACAUACAGGCGAGAUCAAGGUGAAGGGGGCUGUUGAUUUUGAGGAGAAUCAGAAUUUUGAGAUGCACAUUCAAGCUCAGGAUGAAGGGUCAACCCCGCUGUUAGGACACUGCAAAGUGAUGGUGUCCAUCACCGAUUUGAAUGACAACUACCCCGAGCUGACCAUCAAGUCUCUAAAAAGUGCUGUGGCCGAAAAUACCGCCGUGGGGACGCUGAUUGCCGUGGUCAGCGUCAGCGACAGGGACUCCGGAGUCAACGGGGAAGUGGAGCUGACUUUAAGUCAGCAGGAAAUCCUACCCUUCAUCCUCAAUCAAUCCUCAGAGGGUUACUUUGAGCUCUUGGUUUCAAAGCCCCUUGACAGAGAGCUACAGAGCAAAUAUGAGAUCACGCUGAAGGUGACGGACAAAGGCACGCCGCCGCUAACUGAAAGCGAGACCUUCACUUUAGAGAUUCAUGAUAUCAAUGACAAUGCGCCCACAUUUCCUCAGUCCUUUUACACGAUUCACGUUAUGGAAAAUAAUCUGCCGGGAGCAUUGCUGACAUCUCUGAGUGCGCUUGACCCAGAUCUGAAUGAGAACCAGUACUUGGUCUAUUUCAUUAUGGAGAAGGAGAUAGUGAACACAUCCAUGUCAAUGCUGUUCUCCAUCAAUCCAGAAAACGGUGACCUUUAUGCCCUGAAGACCUUUGAUUUUGAGCGAGAGAGGGAGUAUCUUUUCCACAUUGAGGCAAGAGACUCGGGGGUCCCCCCGCUGAGCAGUAAUGUUACCGUCCAUAUCAUCAUUCUGGACCAAAACGACAACACCCCUGUCAUAGUGUCACCGUGGCGGGCGCAGGGCUCCGUGGUAGAGCAGGUGAUACCGAGAUCUACGGAUAAGGGACACUUAGUGGCCAAAGUGAUCGCCAUUGACGCCGACUCUGAACAAAACGGCAGGGUCACAUAUCAGCUCUUGCAAAUCAGUGACACAAGCCUCUUCAGUCUGGAUCAAUACAACGGCGAGAUCCGGACAACCAGAAUGUUCAGCUACAGAGACCCCCGGCAACAACGUCUAGUCAUUGUCGCGAAAGACAACGGCGACCCCGCUCUCUCCACCACAGUCACUAUCAAAAUAUCCACCGUGGAACACUCCAUGGCUUUUUCAGAGACAACAGAGUUGCCGCUAGAGUAUGACGUCUUCACUGACCUCAACUUAUAUUUAGUCAUCGGCUUAGGGGCUGUCUCCUUCAUGCUGCUCAUUACCAUCUUGGUUAUUAUCGUACUCAAGUGUCAAAAACCAAAGCCCAUCAAGAUCCCCCCGGCUAAUCGGAACAGUGUGAUCAGCAGGAAUAGUGUGAUCAGCCAGCGGAGCUCCACCAUUGCCGACUCCACCUUGAUCUCCAGUGACGCCUACUGGUACAGCCUGUUCCUGGCCGAGACCAGGAAAGGCAAAGUGGUCGUGAGACAGCCCAUAAUUCCCAAAGGAGCUGGCUACUUUGUGUCCAGCAUACCCAGGAGCAUAGGGCCAAGUGAGACCACAGAGUCCAGAGCAUCCACACUGGAGUACUCAAAAUGAAAAGAAGUCCAUUCUACAACUGGAGCAGGCAACCAGAAGAGAACUGCCGUGAUCUAAUCAUCUCUUCCUGGCAGUCAUUGACUCAUACACAGAUGUAAAACAGUUUCCUUGAGUCCCUCCAAGCCAACGCUUCUAUCCUUAAAUCAUCCAAACGUUGUCAUGAGCUAGCUAGUCAGAUAGAUACGGUCUACUUUAUUAAUCUUGUGAGAGAAGUAAUCAUCCUCAAUGCAUUCAACCUCAUUAUCCCAGAACUUCUAUUUUCAGCAUGAAUCUGCAUGAUUCUAAAAUAUGUCUCAUUUGGACGAAAAAUUGAUAACAAUAUUCCAAACGUGGCUUAGUUAGCCUCAUGCCAUUUCCUUUCCGAUGCAACUUAACGGGUUCUGUUGCUGUUGUCUCUUUCGGGACGGAAACAGAAGUGCCGUGUGCAAAACACGCCUAAUCAAUAAGAGUCAGGGUGAACAUGAUUCUUCCGAUUUGCAUAGUGAAAUGUAUUGGGUAAUCUUAUUCAGUCAUUUAAAUGCUGCGUGGUAUCCGUUAUUUUUUAAUGACAUUUUGACUGUUUUAUGUGAGGAGGUGUUAUUAAAUGACACUCCCGCUGUCACCUGGUAAUUUGACUUUCUGUCAUAUUGUAGUAAAAAAUGUAAAAAUGAAAGAUGGGGAAAAGAUUCUGUUGGGGGUUUAUGUCUGUAGUCUAACAUUUUGAAAGCUCAAGUGAAGAACUUUUUUAAAUAGUCUGACUGGCCAUGUAUUAGUACUAUUUAUUCGUAUCUUUAUUCAUUUUAGAAAUACUUGGGAUGUGGUUUGAGGGAGCACAAGAUCAGUUAAGAUUGCCCUCAAAUUUGAUGUUACAUUUGAGGAAUGACAUAACGAACAAAAAUGUGAAUGUGGAUUUUACAUUCAAUCAUACUGACCCAUACUUAAAAAAAAAAAUGGCCGUUCAUCAUUUUUCUAUCAAUAUUAUAAGGUGACAAAAAACUGGCAAUAAAAAUAUAAGCUACAAAAAAAACAAGCAGAAAAUUUAUAUUAAUAUUUCAAUUUUAAUAAUAAAGCUCUCAAUUUAUGUAACGAAGAAUAUUAAAAUCAUGAUUGAACCGAAGUCCAUGUGAGUUUUAUUAUUUUUCAUUUUAUUGAUUGUUUGCUUCUUAACUUUUAAUGCUGCUUCAGUGGGCUUUUUUCUAAGGGCAUUUUGUGUUGCAUAUGUGUAGCUUAGUGGAUUUGAUGUUUUGCUAUUCUGUAGUUUUUAAAUGAGAUUAGACAAUGCUGUUCUUCAUUUGACCUUCAUUUGACCUCCAUCUAGGCACGUGACUUUCAUUUCUCAGAAACAAGUGACUGAACUUAUUUGGGUGCUAUUAGCGUUAGAGGAAGCGAAUCUGGUUCAAAUUUCAGAUCUCAAGUAGCCUACUCAAUUAAAUAUAUGCACUUAUUGCUGAACAAAAGAGUCGUGAGUUAAGUAUUGCAAGAUUUUAAAAUAUGCACAAAACAUAUUUGAAAAAAAUUAUAAUGUGUCUGGAAUCAUAUUCUUAUUUUUGCUAAUAUUACCUACAGGUAUUCUAUGUGCAAUUAAUUUUGAAACCACUCACUUCCUAAAGUGUGUAAAUGCACAUCUGAUAAGCUUUUCGUGUGCCUUCUGCAUUGUGGAAAAAAUACAGGGCGUGCGACGAAUGAAAAAAUUACGAGCAGUAUUGUAAAUCACCGGGAUCUUACCAAACUUUUGACAAUGCCGGUUUGAACUGGUGCCGCUGUACAUCAUAAGCACAUUGAAAAUAUGCUGUAAACCUCAAACAACAAAUAUAAAUCAAAUGUUAUCAUUAGCCAAAGACAUAUUGUUAUCAAAUCCAUUGAUCUGACUAAAAUGAUUGCGGGAAUUUGCUUAGCAAAAUUAGAGUUCAUACCACAAUGUAUUGCUCAUAGAGUGUCGACAUUGAUAGAUAGUCAGUCUUUUGUUUUCCAGCUAGAUGCAUUAACUGUAAAUGGAAACACUUUAUACCUGUGUUUUUUAUAAAGUUGACUUUUUUGAUAUCUUCUGGAAGUUCACUGUGAUCUGAUGGCACAGGGGUGCUUGUUCUCUGUUGGUGUUGUCGUCAGUUCAUAUUUGUGAAUUUUGGCGCCGCUUUUGCUUCACCAGUCAGAUUGUAUAGUAUACUUGAGACUUAUAUCAAAUUGAUUCAACUUCCAUUCCACUUCGUGGAUCAAAGAGCAACUGGGAGAGAAUGGCCUUGGUUUCUUUUCUAGUCCAGUUAAUUGUCUGGUUUUGAUGUUGCUUAUUUGGCUUUAAUGUUCUGCUUGAUCAUGACAAUUGGAAUAAACUUUUUUUUUUUAAAUCAG
Messenger RNA from Syngnathus acus (greater pipefish), 4930 nucleotides. RefSeq names its product protocadherin alpha-C2-like. Gene Ontology annotation, cellular component: plasma membrane. Gene Ontology annotation, biological process: homophilic cell-cell adhesion. Gene Ontology annotation, molecular function: calcium ion binding. Lineage: Eukaryota; Metazoa; Chordata; Actinopteri; Syngnathiformes; Syngnathidae. The coding region runs from base 167 to 2605 and encodes 812 amino acids. The transcript has 3 exons. The record is from RefSeq and is a predicted model, not a curated record.